Molecule: messenger RNA, 2137 nt
Organism: Pezoporus flaviventris
Lineage: Eukaryota; Metazoa; Chordata; Aves; Psittaciformes; Psittacidae
Gene: SLC2A10
Product: solute carrier family 2 member 10
Exons: 5
Coding region: 119-1852 (577 amino acids)
Biological process (GO): transmembrane transport
Cellular component (GO): membrane
Molecular function (GO): transmembrane transporter activity
Source: RefSeq, a predicted model, not a curated record
ACAAGCCCCAGGCUGCCCGGCCGGGAGGCUGCGCGGCUGCGACGUGGCGCUGUGCGGCCCCGCUCCGGCCGCCGGACCCCGGCCGCUCCGCUCCGCCCUGCUCCGCGCCCGCCGCGCCAUGGGUCCUGGACUGUUGGUUCUCCUCUUGUCUGCAACAGUCUCUCUCCUGGGUGGGCUGAUAUUUGGAUACGAGCUGGGCAUUAUCUCCGGUGCACUGCUGCAGUUGCAGAUAGACUUUCACCUCAGCUGCUUCAAGCAAGAAGUUCUUGUGAGUGCCCUUCUUAUCGGAGCUCUCCUCGCCUCUCUGGUUGGGGGGAUCCUCAUUGACCGCUAUGGAAGGAGGAGAGCAAUCCUGGUCAGCAACUUGGUCCUGUUGGUUGGCAGCCUUGUUCUUACACUGUCAAGGUCAUUUCUUGGUCUGGUCAUUGGGCGCAUGACCGUGGGCUUUGCCAUCUCUGUCUCAUCCAUGGCCUGCUGCAUCUAUGUCUCAGAAAUGGUGGCUGCUCAUCAGCGAGGACUCUUGGUGUCUCUCUAUGAAGCAGGCAUCACCGUAGGCAUCCUACUGUCCUAUGCACUGAAUUACAUCUUUGCAGAUGUGGAUGAGGGAUGGAGGUACAUGUUUGGAUUGGCUAUUGCCCCGACAGCCAUGCAGUUCCUCAGCAUCCUCUUUCUCCCAGUGAACCCUGUUAAAUUAAGCUCAUGGGACUCAGACUGCCAGAAGGGCCUCAUUCAGAUGCAGGACACUGAGGACAAAGCAGCAGGAAAGCGUGAGCCCUACAAGAAGGAUUACUCAUUUCUCGACCUUUUCAGAACCAGAGACAACAUGAGAAGGCGGACUCUGGUGGGCCUGGGACUGGUGCUCUUCCAGCAGUUCACUGGGCAACCCAAUGUGCUGGGCUAUGCCUCCAAAAUCUUCCACUCGGUGGGAUUCCAGAGCAACUCCUCAGCAAUCCUGGCUUCUGUGGGGCUGGGGGCAAUAAAGGUGGUGGCCACACUCGUCGCGAUGGCCUUUGCAGACAAGGCUGGCAGGAGGGUGCUGCUCAUGGCUGGCUGCGUGGUGAUGGCCAUCUCCGUCACCACCAUCAGCCUCACCAGCCGUGUUGCUCCACUGGCCAUGGCCAGGGACUGCAAAGCAGCCACAGACCCCAAUGGAUCCCACAGCCUCACCCAGCACCCCCUGACACCUCUAUCCUCCCAGUCUGCUGUAUCACCCAUCCCACCAGCAUUAGAUGCUGUCAGAAGUCAGGCAGACCCCGGUUUCGCUGCCACGAGGAGCCUUACAAAACUUUUUACGAGUACUCAAAGCAGAGAGGUUGUUCCUGAUUCUUCCCUCUCUCAGAAAAGGGGCUUUGUAGGUCAGUCCAAAAGAGAGACAGUGGCAAGCACAGGCCCUCCAUUUGGUGGUGCUCCUUGGGCAGAACAUAUGGUCUUAAAUUGGAUUACGCUGCUGAGCAUGAUGGCUUUUGUGAGCGCCUUCUCAAUUGGAUUUGGACCAAUGACCUGGCUGGUCCUCAGUGAGAUCUACCCUGCUGGGAUAAGAGGAAGAGCCUUUGCCUUCUGUAACAGCUUUAACUGGGCUGCUAAUUUACUGAUCAGCCUCUCCUUCCUGGACCUUAUUGAUGCCAUUGGUUUCUCUUGGAUGUUUCUUCUCUACGGACUGAUGGGAGUGAUGGCUGUUAUGUUCAUUUACCUUUUUGUUCCGGAAACAAAAGGACAGUCCUUAGAGGAGAUAGAGCAGCAGUUCUCCAGGAAACGAGUGUGGGAAGGAAACGUGUUGAAGCAGAAGCGUGGAAGAGGAGCGAGCUGCACACACGCGCAGUACCAGAGAGUGGAGCACGGCAGCAGCACGUGAAAUGUGCCCACAGCAUCGCCCUGAGGAGAGGAGCAGGCUACACCAUAGGGACAGUUCUCUUCCAUGGCCUUUAACUGGUAACCCGUGCUCAGAGAGGGUUCUCCCCACAGUGCCUUGGGUAUUGGGACAUGCCAAUAGCUGUCCUUUGGGCCCUUGAAGAAUCAUUGGUCCCAGGCAGGGAACAUAUCUUUCAUUCGAUGUAUUUUUCAUGGGUUUGGGGUUUUUUUAUCACCUAUCAUUUAAGGGAUUAAUGGUUUUGUACACGGAUUAAAGCACAACUUUUGC